Molecule: messenger RNA, 730 nt
Organism: Aedes albopictus (Asian tiger mosquito)
Lineage: Eukaryota; Metazoa; Arthropoda; Insecta; Diptera; Culicidae
Gene: Ufc1
Product: ubiquitin-fold modifier-conjugating enzyme 1
Exons: 4
Coding region: 131-640 (169 amino acids)
Biological process (GO): protein K69-linked ufmylation
Cellular component (GO): cytoplasm
Molecular function (GO): UFM1 conjugating enzyme activity
Source: RefSeq, a predicted model, not a curated record
AUCAGCUGUCAAAGUGUGCUGAAAAAGCCAAAACAUUCAGUUUUACCUGAUACUUGGUGCGUGAUUUCGUGGCAUAUUUUCCUGUAAAGUUUGUGAAUUCAGUGAUAUUAUUUAGCUAGAAUCCUCAACAAUGGUAGAUGAAGGUACUAGGAAAACGUUGAGCAGCAUUCCACUCCUGCAAACGAAAGCAGGCCCCCGCGAUAAGGACCUUUGGGUUCAACGACUGAAGGAGGAAUACCAAGCACUGAUCAAGUAUGUGCAAAACAACAAAUCGUCCGAUUCGGAUUGGUUCCGGCUCGAAUCGAACAAGGAGGGUACCAAGUGGUUCGGCAAGUGUUGGUACGUUCACAACCUGCUCAAGUACGAAUUCGAUGUGGAGUUUGACAUUCCAGUGACAUACCCAGCGACGGCGCCGGAAAUUGCCCUGCCCGAGCUGGAUGGCAAAACGGCCAAGAUGUACCGCGGUGGCAAGAUCUGCCUAACGGACCAUUUUAAACCGCUGUGGUCACGAAAUGUGCCCAAAUUUGGCAUAGCGCACGCGAUGGCCCUUGGGCUCGCGCCUUGGUUAGCUGUUGAAAUUCCGGAUUUGAUAGAGAAGGGAGUCGUUGCUUACAAGGAAAAAGGAGAAACAUCCAGUUAAAUCGUAUUUAGUUUACAAUGCUGUAUUGAUUUUUUUUUGUUAAUGAAUUUUGUAUUCGAAAAAAGUUCGAUUUUAUAGCUUAAGGCAGAA